UUUACAAAGCCUCAUGAGAACAGCGUUGAUUAUCCUGACAUGGCUAAGGAGGCAGGCCAGAAGGCUUUAGCUGAUGCUGGGAUUCCUUAUUCAGAAGUGAAGCAGGCAUGUGUGGGUUACGUCUAUGGUGACUCUGCCUGUGGACAACGGGCUAUCUAUCAUGGUUUGGGGUUAACUGGCAUUCCUAUCAUUAAUGUUAACAACAACUGUGCUACUGGCUCAACUGCUUUGUUCAUGGCCAGACAACUGGUAGAAGGAGGUUUGGCAGAUUGUGUUCUGGCACUUGGCUUUGAGAGGAUGGCAAAAGGAUCCCUUGCUUCAAUUUUUUCAGACAGAGCUAACCCAAUGGACAAACAUUUGCAACUUAUGAUGAAUAAACGCGGCUUAGAAAGUGCUCCAAUAGCACCUCAGUUGUUUGCAAGUGCUGGCAAAGAACAUAUGGAGAGAUAUGGGACAAAUCCAGAAUACUUUGCAAAAAUUGCAUGGAAGAAUCAUAGCCAUUCAACUAAGAACCCGUAUUCCCAGUUCCAGAAGGAGUACACCUUAGAGGAGGUUCUGCAGUCUCGCAAAAUUUUUGAUUUCUUGACUGUCUUACAGUGUUGUCCAACAUCAAAUGGCGCUGCAGCUGCAGUUCUGGCUAAUGAGGAGUUUGUGAAAAGGCACAGACUGCAGCCCAAAGCUGUGGAAAUUCUAGCCCAGGUGAUGGCUACCGAUUAUCCAAGCACCUUUGAAGAAAACAGUUGUAUGAAGUUGGUUGGCUAUGAUAUGACCAAAAAAGCUGCAGAAAAAUGUUUUGAAAAAGCAGGCCUGAAACCAACAGAUGUUGAUGUGAUUGAACUUCAUGACUGUUUCUCAGUUAAUGAGUUCAUUACCUACGAAGCUCUGGGACUCUGUCCAGAAGGAAAAGCAUGUGACCUGAUUGACAGAGGAGACAACACUUAUGGAGGAAAAUGGGUCAUUAAUCCUAGUGGUGGCUUGAUUUCAAAGGGACAUCCUCUUGGUGCUACAG
Molecule: messenger RNA, 1009 nt
Organism: Merops nubicus (carmine bee-eater)
Lineage: Eukaryota; Metazoa; Chordata; Aves; Coraciiformes; Meropidae
Product: non-specific lipid-transfer protein
Exons: 10
Molecular function (GO): acyltransferase activity, transferring groups other than amino-acyl groups
Source: RefSeq, a predicted model, not a curated record